This is a messenger RNA of Cotesia glomerata, 1654 nucleotides long. Its product is annotated as eisosome protein SEG2-like. The record is from RefSeq and is a predicted model, not a curated record. Lineage: Eukaryota; Metazoa; Arthropoda; Insecta; Hymenoptera; Braconidae. The coding region runs from base 88 to 1446 and encodes 452 amino acids. The transcript is spliced from 3 exons.
CAAUGACGCAAAAUUUUUUACUGUGUAUUUUCUCUUAUACAGGUAGAAAUAUUUCCAAACACUGGUUGUUAUCUUCCCAAAUCUAUUAUGACAAGUAUCGAUGUUCUCAAUUUGCAAGAAGAUGACUGGAAGAAAUAUGUCACUAAUAUUCUGGUCCAAAUGUUUGGAGACAAAUUGAAAUUCAUGUCGGUAAAAGGUUACAGGGGAAAUAUAGCUUUGCAUUCCAAAAUUCAGCGAGCCCUAUUUAAUUUAAUUAAUGAUAAAGCGGAUCCUCAAAUUUCGUUACAGGCAUUUAAUUUAGCCAUUAAUAAAGCCUGCACCAAUAGGAAGACGAGUUCGGCCAAAGUUUCAAUCAUCGUUAACCACAAAAAAGAGGACGAUGAUGAUAAAGAUGAUGAUGAUGAAGACGAACAAAAUUUCAACAGAAGUUUGACAAAUUUAAAGAAUUACGAUGACUUACCCCGAUUUGUAUCUUCAUCCCAAGUACUCUCAUCUGCUGUUUCAAGAACAUCAUCACCAGUCAUGGUUGAAGAAAAAGAAAAAAAUGAAGAAUUUUUGGAGGAUACAUAUCAAAAUGAUCGGACGAACAACUUACCACCGACUGACCUGGACAGUUCUUUACAUCUUGACCGAUCACAGGCCACAUUACUUGAUACAAACAACUCAAUGUUUCCUCCAAGUACAAAUGAAACUACUGUAGAAGUAGACAUUCCUUUAAGGAACAGCAGUCAUGAGCAAUCAACAAUUACUUUAAUAUGUUCAAAGUCAAUUGUUCAACACCAGCCAGCAGUUGAAUCAACAAUCACUCCGAUUCAUUCCAACACUCAGAGCCAAUUAAAUAAUACUCCAACAGUUUCAUCUAGCAACCGUAAUUCGUACCCUCAGCAACAUUCAACCACGAUGACAACAACCAGUGGAACUCACUCCAACGCUUACGUUCAAAGUCAACCAACAAAUAUACCAGCAACUUCUUCUUCUUACGCAAAUCCAUAUUAUCGAUCACAAUCAACAGUUACAUCAGCAACAGCUCCUACUUACCCUCAUAACGAGUUUCAGCGACAAAUAACAAAUGCACCAUCAGUUUCAUCCGCUUACGCAAAUCAAUAUUCUCAGCUAAGUUCAAUCGUUUUAUUAUUAAUUACUUUAACUAACCACAAUCCUUCAUUACAGAACCAAUUGAGCACUACAACUGUCAACUUAUAUUUAUACCCUCAACAACAGUCAACAGUUGUAUCAACAAACAGCCCAACUUAUUUGUGUUCACAUAUUCAGAACCAAUCUACUACUACACCUGCCGGAAACUCACAUUCCUUCUCUCAGAACCAGUCAAAAGAUACUUCAUCAAUCGGUGUGACUCGCUUUGAUUCUUACUAUCAGAAUAACCAACAAAUGAAUAGGCCAAACGUUCCGACUUACAAUCAUCCGUACUUUUACAACCAACCCUAACAUACUUUUGCAGGAUAUUAUGGUGGACCUAAGUGGUAUCAACCUCAACAAAGCUUUGCUCUAAGUUAUCAGCAUCAAUCCUAUCAACACCAGCAAAAUUUCAGUCAGAAUUAUAACAAUCAAUAAUCAUAAAAGAUUAUUUGAUUUGAUUUAUAACUCUAAUGAUUAUACCAUAAUUACUUAUUAACGUUGUAUCAAUUUUUGAUUU